Molecule: messenger RNA, 1102 nt
Organism: Trichogramma pretiosum
Lineage: Eukaryota; Metazoa; Arthropoda; Insecta; Hymenoptera; Trichogrammatidae
Gene: MED18
Product: mediator of RNA polymerase II transcription subunit 18
Exons: 2
Coding region: 245-901 (218 amino acids)
Biological process (GO): regulation of transcription by RNA polymerase II; termination of RNA polymerase II transcription
Cellular component (GO): core mediator complex; mediator complex
Molecular function (GO): transcription coregulator activity
Source: RefSeq, a predicted model, not a curated record
AAGUGUUUAUUUAUGAUCAGAUCAGUACUUCGUAUUCAGACGAUCUGUCAAAAACUAAAACAGAUUAAAAGUCAAAUGCGUUUGUUUCUUUCGAAUAAUUUUCUUAAUUAACAAUUAGGUGAGAAAGUGUCAACUAGCAUUUUGAAGUUGUGAAUGUUUGAAGAAAAAUACAUUGUCCAUUCUAUGAAAAAAAGUAAACAUUUUGUUGGGUUACUACUGUGAAAAUUAAUAGCAACAGAGCAACAUGGGUGAACCAAUAGGUACAGCUAUGGAUAGCUUAACAGCAGCUUUAAAAUCAAAAAUUAUACCCAAUCAAGAAUACUUCCUUCAGGGAUCAGUUAUGGACACUGCUGUGCAAGUGCUUCUUCAUAGACUUAGAGGACUUUGUGAUAAUCUUGAUUCUGGAGCUGAAUCAUUCCAUGAUCAUGAAAUGUGCUUUAGUAUUAGAAAAGGACCACCCCCUGAGCAAGGACUAUCCUUACGUGUUAGAAGAGCUUUUGAUUAUCAUGAUGCUCCUUGGCAAUUAAGAUAUAUCGGACAACCAGAAAUUGGCGACAAGUCACAGCCAACCAUGGUUCGCAGCAGUUUAGACAUUGCCUGUAGCAGUACCAUUGUUGAAUUUUUAACCGAACUUGGCUGCAGAUUAGAUUUUGAAUGUAUACUGCGUGGUUACAUGUUUAGAAAAGGUAGAAUGAAGAUCACAGUUUCAAAAGUCUUCAAAAUGGUGCAAGGAAAGACACCAGAUGGUAUGGAAGCAAUAUCUCAGAGUUAUUUGGUUGAAUUAAGUGUACUAGCACCUAGUGGACAAAAUGCCAUAGCUGAAGAUAUUAAAAUAUUUGCAGAUCAAUUAAAGCCAUUAGUACAAUUUGAAAAAAUAAAUUAUUUCACCAGACCACAUUAAAGUAAUAACAAAAAAAAGAGAGAAUAAAUGGAUUUAAGAAAAUAAAUUAGGGCACAAAUUAAAUCAUGCAAUGUAUGUGAAUGAAUCGCAAAAUGUAUACUAUAUUCUGUUUUAAAAAUAAUUGUAAAAUGAAGGGUAGACUUUUUUUUAUAACAGUACAUAUGAAAAGUUAUCAUUAAAAUGUUGAUGAGUUAAAAUGUA